GAGACAUCUCCCAGAUACCUAGUCUGAAGAGCCAGCUUCUCCAUCACUACCUCUGUGCUACACAGACACCUUAGUGUAGGACGAUGCUCCUCCUGUUUUCACUUCUCUUGUGUGCCGUGAAGGCAUCCUCCUCAGAGCUGACCACCUGUGAGGAUGUCCAGAAGGUCUCUGUGCUCGCCUGUGGCAGCCCAGGCAGAGAUGGUCGAGAUGGAGCCAAGGGAGACAAAGGAGAUCCAGGUGAGGGGCUCCGGGGCUUGCAGGGCCCUCCAGGGAAAAUGGGGCCUCCGGGACCUUUAGGAGCAAGAGGCCCCAAAGGAGACCCUGGAAACAGCUUUGUUUCCCAGGCUAAGCUGGAUGCCUUAGAGAAGGAAAUACACAAGCUAAAGUCAGAACUGGACCAGGUCAAAAAAUUGCAAGCCUUCUCUUUGGGCAAAAUCCCUGAGACGAAAUUCUACAUGAGCAGUAGCAGGAAAGUGCCUUUCGCCAAAGCAAAGGUUCUGUGUGCGGAGCUAGGGGCCACAGUGGCUGUCCCCAAGAAUGCUGAGGAGAACAAGGCCAUUCAAAGUGUGGCCAAAGACACAGCCUUCCUGGGCAUCACAGACGAGGAGGUCGAAGGCAAGUUCACCUACGUGACUGGCGGCGGGAGGCUGGUCUACAGCAACUGGAAGGCGAAUGAGCCGAAUGACCACGGCUCUGGGGAAGACUGUGUGUGCAUGCAGGUGGACGGGCUCUGGAAUGACAUCUCCUGCUCCAACUCCUUGCACUUUGUCUGUGAAUUCCCGGCCUGA
Molecule: messenger RNA, 788 nt
Organism: Perognathus longimembris pacificus (Pacific pocket mouse)
Lineage: Eukaryota; Metazoa; Chordata; Mammalia; Rodentia; Heteromyidae
Product: mannose-binding protein A-like
Exons: 5
Coding region: 84-788 (234 amino acids)
Biological process (GO): surfactant homeostasis; positive regulation of phagocytosis
Cellular component (GO): rough endoplasmic reticulum; multivesicular body
Source: RefSeq, a predicted model, not a curated record